CAUUAUCCCACGGUCACACAUUACCACAAAUCGAAUCGGCGUGUUGCACAUUUCUCUGUUUAACUAAGUAAAAGACCAAACCGCGGUUAUAUAACAAGAUGAACAGCCUGAGGACAGCCACCAUGCGAUUCGCCAGCCUGGCCAGCUCCAGUGCCGGUGCCCUGGGCAAGCGGGACUUCACCCGCAGCCUGUGGCACAUGACCAAAAAGCCGGUGGCCGCCGGAGGAAGCGAUCAUGUAACCGUUCUGAAUCUCCACAAGCCGAGCAUCAACUGCACGUGCGGCUGCAAUGUGCACACCAAAUGUGAGCGGGAACUGGUGGAGUUCCUCACCGAAGAGAUCGUGGCGGAGCGCAAGGUGCAGAAGGGCAAGUCGGUGCCCAGCACUUUGGACGGAUUCGCCGUGAAACUAACUGGCGCAGAUGUGGAGCUCACCAAGCAGACGGACAAGGAGAAGGUGGUCGUCAGCUUCAAUGUGAACCACUCUGUGGACAGCGAGGAGGAGCCGGAGAUCAACCCCAAUGCCGACAAGCCGGAGCUCGGGGAGAUGCGGAGCAAGCCGCAAUUCGAGGUGGACAUCAUCAAGGGCAACUCCACGCUGUCCUUCACCUGCACCUUCCUCCAAGGAGAAGCUCAGGAGGGCGAGUACAACGACGUCUUCUCCAUCGAUGAAAUGGCCAUCUUCGAGGGCGAAUGGAACGAUAAAGUCUAUGCCGUCGCCGGCGACGUGCUCGAUGGCUACUUGUACGACUUGCUGAUCAAUCUGCUGGAGGAGAAGGGCAUCAGCCAGGAGUUCGCCGAGAAACUCUCUGAUUUGGCCACCGCCCAUGAGCACACCUCCUACAUUGGUCUGCUGGAAAAGCUCUCCAAAUUCACUGCCGGCGGCAAGUGAACGUUCGUUCGUCCCAUCCUAAUCUUAAAGCAUAAAGUUGUGUAGGUUUUUAAGUUUCUAUUGUCUGCUGCCGCAGUUUCUUCACUCAAAAACAGUUUUGAUUAGUUGUGUUUUUCGGUUUGGCUGCGGCAGUUAACUUAGUUUUUAGGCCAGCAAACAUUUAUACAUGUUUCAGAAAAGAGUGGUCAAAGCAAGUGCCAAUUGUCUGCCCAUUUCGGUGCUUGCUUUCGGUUGAAUUUCAUAAAUGCAGCGGUUAUUACUCA
Molecule: messenger RNA, 1153 nt
Organism: Drosophila takahashii
Lineage: Eukaryota; Metazoa; Arthropoda; Insecta; Diptera; Drosophilidae
Gene: P32
Product: complement C1q binding protein P32
Biological process (GO): cytosolic ribosome assembly
Cellular component (GO): mitochondrial matrix
Source: RefSeq, a predicted model, not a curated record